Molecule: messenger RNA, 1827 nt
Organism: Exophiala xenobiotica
Lineage: Eukaryota; Fungi; Ascomycota; Eurotiomycetes; Chaetothyriales; Herpotrichiellaceae
Exons: 1
Coding region: 1-1827 (608 amino acids)
Source: RefSeq, a predicted model, not a curated record
AUGGCAGUUAUUGUGACUACUACUAUCGUGUGCGAUAGAUGCAAUGCGGUGAUAAAGCCAGGCAGGACGGCCUGUAAACGAUGCGGAUUGCCCGUGAAUGGCUUGACGCAGAACAAUGGCACCAGCACAGUGGUGACCAGAAAAGAAAAGUCCCGACCAAAGAAGAAGGUUCAGGUAAAAGAUCAAUUGUUCUGGGGAGAAGGGUCAUCUUCUGACUCAUCUUCGGACGCAUCUUCAGAAGAAGAAAAAUCCCGACCAAAGAAAAAGGUCCAGGAAAAAGAGAAAUUAUUCUGGGAAGAAUGGUCAUAUUCAGACUCAUCUGAAGAUUCGCCGGAAGAAUCAUCAGACUCUGAUAAGCGAAACUACUUGCGUCAGAAGAAAAAGAAGAAACAGAAAGAGAAAGAAAAAGAGAAGAAGAAGGCGAAAAAGUGGAAGAAGAAUAUGAAGAAAAAGUUGAAGAAGAAGAUGGAGAAAAAGUUGAAGAAGAAGAUGGAGAAAGAAGACACUUCGUCAGAAGAUGAUUCAGCUUCUCCAAGGGACGAGGAACAUGAUCAGAAUCCAAGUUCACAAGUAAGAGCUCGGACACAAGAUCUUCUAGAAAGACGGGCUGCCGCUCAAGACGAAGGUGAGUCGUCCAGAAUUCCAAGAAGAAGAAAUCGGCGCAGACAAGCCAUGCGCCAUGGGCCAGGACCAGACAGUGUCUGGCGCCGUGAGCAAUCUCCUCGAUCGGUCUCCAGAAACACCAUUCAGGCAUACGCUCUUGCUCAUGAAGAUGGCGGACCGCAAUAUCCUCAGUCGGAUGAAAGAGGCACGGACUAUCUUGAGCAAAACGAUAAUGACGAAAAUGGGCAAGAAGACUCAAAUCGCAAUGUUGCGUCAGUUGGCGAGACGACGCGAGAUGUUGCUCCGGCCUCUGCUGAGGUUGAUCAGACUUCGUCGAGUGACAACUCAGACUACACCUUUAUCAGUGUCGAUCUCGAUAGCGCUGUCCGCCCUUUUGAGUACGGAAUCCUGCUGGAAUCGCAGUCGGAAAAAUCUGAGGAGUCUUCCACGGACUCCGAUGGAGGUGUAAGACUUGAAAUGUCUGGCCUUGACAUCAAUCGCAAUGAUGAGGAGCCUGUAUCUCGCGGCGCUGGCUUAGCCGAUAUCCUCCACAGAAUCGUCGAUGCAAUGAUUGUGAACCUUGAUCUUGACCAGUUGAAGGAUGAUUUUAUCCCGAAGAGAAAACAAUUCCUUCGGUACACGUUUCUGAAGCUUUGUUGCAUUUUGGCUGCUGCAAUUGAUGAUGAUGUGCAACGGGGAGUUCUCAUUUGUGAAGCUCUUUCCACUUGGGCGCUGUCUUGCCAAUACCUGGAAGAGGAGUUUGUGAAGAUGUAUGAUUCCAUCCACGCUGUCCUGCUCAGUGUUGAACCGGCUUUUCUUCAAGCGUCUCCAUGUGUACCAAUGAGAACAGAUCGGGUUGUUACUUGGCUCAGAGACUAUCUCAACCCGAAACUCCAUGAGAUAUAUCAACGAUACUAUUUCGCCAAUGGCGGCGUAGACCAGAUCUACGCUGAGUUUCAAAAUGGUAUUUAUGUACUGGCUGACAUUGUCCAGACCCGUCUUCCAGCGAGGAUGAAGCUCCUUGAGAUACCUUUCAAAUUACAGCCACAAUGGGGACUUUAUCCUGUUUCGGCGAAGGUUGAUCUACCUCAGAUGCCAACAAGACAAACAGUUCCAGUACCUCCAACCAUGGCAAUGUUCAUGAAGCGACACAUGCUUCCUUUCGACACCUAUGAGAAAGGUGAAGGCUUUAUGCAACAAAAGUUCACGCUUCCCAAAAGAUGA